Molecule: messenger RNA, 222 nt
Organism: Helobdella robusta
Lineage: Eukaryota; Metazoa; Annelida; Clitellata; Rhynchobdellida; Glossiphoniidae
Exons: 2
Biological process (GO): regulation of transcription by RNA polymerase II
Cellular component (GO): nucleus
Molecular function (GO): RNA polymerase II cis-regulatory region sequence-specific DNA binding; DNA-binding transcription factor activity, RNA polymerase II-specific
Source: RefSeq, a predicted model, not a curated record
CAGACGAAACCUCCCUUCAGCUACACCUACCUUAUCACAGCGGCCAUCAACAGUUCAAAUGUCAAGAGGAUGACCCUAUCUGAGAUAUAUCAGUGGAUAGCCAGCAACUAUCCUUACUACCAGAAUGCCGGAUACGGUUGGAAGAACUCUAUAAGACACAAUCUCUCACUGAACAAACACUUCGUGAAGCAGUCCAGAUUAAAAGAUGACCCGGGAAAGGUG